This is a messenger RNA of Daldinia childiae, 1554 nucleotides long. RefSeq names its product Glutamate decarboxylase 1. The transcript has 4 exons. Gene Ontology annotation, biological process: L-glutamate catabolic process. Lineage: Eukaryota; Fungi; Ascomycota; Sordariomycetes; Xylariales; Hypoxylaceae. Gene Ontology annotation, cellular component: cytosol. Gene Ontology annotation, molecular function: glutamate decarboxylase activity; pyridoxal phosphate binding. The record is from RefSeq and is a predicted model, not a curated record. Bases 1 to 1554 code for a protein of 517 amino acids.
AUGGUACAUCUUGCUAAGAUACCCGCCAACGGGGAAAUAUCUAACCUGCCGGAGGCCGUCAAGAAGAUCAACCUGCAGCUAAGUAACGACGAUGAUAGCUACACAACAAGCGUCUAUGGCUCUAGGUUUGCCGCGGAAGACCUCCCUAAGCAUGAGAUGCCUGAGGGUGAGAUGCCCAAGGAGAUUGCCUACCGCAUGAUCAAAGACGAGCUGAGCUUAGACGGCAACCCAAUGCUGAAUCUUGCCUCAUUCGUUACUACUUACAUGGAGGAAGAGGCUGAAAAGCUCAUGGCCGAGAGCUUUUCUAAGAACUUCAUCGAUUACGAGGAAUAUCCACAGUCGGCCGAUAUCCAAAACAGAUGUGUGUCCAUGAUCGGCCGGCUCUUCAAUGCGCCUACGGAACAUGAAGAGGGCGGUGGUGCUGUUGGUACCUCAUGCGUAGGUUCGUCCGAGGCUAUCAUGCUAGCUGUUCUAGCUAUGAAGAAGCGAUGGAAGAACAAGCGCAUAGCCGAGGGCAAAUCUACCGACAGGCCCAACCUUGUCAUGUCUUCAGCCGUACAAGUGUGCUGGGAGAAGGCGACGCGUUACUUCGAGGUCGAAGAGAAGCUGGUCUACUGCACGCCAGACCGUUACGUUAUUGACCCUAAGGAGACAGUCGACCUCGUCGACGAGAACACCAUCGGCAUCUGUACUAUCUUGGGUACCACCUAUACCGGUGAGUACGAGGACGUUAAGAGCGUCAACGACCUACUGGUAGAAAGGGACCUCGAUAUCCCCAUUCACGUCGAUGCCGCCAGCGGUGGGUUCGUUGCCCCUUUCGUGGUUCCGGAUUUAGAAUGGGACUUUAGGCUUGAAAAGGUCGUCUCUAUAAAUGUCUCAGGCCACAAGUAUGGUUUAGUUUACCCCGGUGUUGGCUGGGUCGUGUGGCGGGAUGCGAAGUACUUGCCCCAGGAACUCGUCUUUAACAUAAACUACCUUGGCGCCGACCAAUCGUCGUUCACGCUUAACUUCUCCAAGGGUGCUAGCCAGGUCAUCGGGCAGUACUACCAGCUCAUCCGGCUAGGAAAGAAGGGAUACCGGGCCAUCAUGUCGAACCUAACACGCACGGCCGAUUAUCUAUCCGAAUCCCUUGCAGCGCUAGGCUUCGUAAUUAUGAGCAAGAAGUCAGGCGAAGGUCUGCCGCUAGUUGCCUUCCGGUUGCCGGAUACUACAACAGAGCGUAACUACGAUGAGUUCGCGCUGGCGCAUAGGUUACGCGCCAGGGGCUGGGUAGUGCCAGCGUAUACCAUGGCGCCACACACCGACGACCUUAAGAUGCUUCGGGUGGUCGUCCGCGAGGACUUCACCAAGAACCGAUGCGACUCCCUUAUCUCAGAUAUUAGAUACUGCCAGCAACUACUUGAACAGCUAGAUAAGGAGUCCAUCGCCAAGCAAGAAGAAUUCAUCCGCAAGCACUCCAUGAACAGCGGGCAAGCCAAACACAACCAUCCUCGAUUCCGCAAAGAAAAACAUUCGAUCCAGGGCAAGCACGGCAAGACACACUCGAUCUGCUAG